Messenger RNA from Hyphopichia burtonii NRRL Y-1933, 594 nucleotides. RefSeq names its product phenolic acid decarboxylase. Gene Ontology annotation, molecular function: carboxy-lyase activity. The transcript has a single exon. Bases 1 to 594 code for a protein of 197 amino acids. The record is from RefSeq and is a predicted model, not a curated record. NCBI's taxonomy places the organism in Eukaryota, Fungi, Ascomycota, Pichiomycetes, Serinales, Debaryomycetaceae.
AUGCCUUCAAUUUCAGGAAUUUACCAAAAAAUAGUUUCUUCUUUUAAAAAAGAAAAUCCGUCAAAGGAAAAUACUGCAAAAGGCAAUUAUGAUCCAACGUUGGGUGUAUGUGAAUUUUCAGUCCCUGAAAAAGAAUUCGAAGAGGAAUUAUUAGAUAAACAUUUCGAAUAUACAUACGAUAAUGGUUGGACCUAUCAAUUCUGGGUGCCAAAUAAAGAAAGAAUAAUUUACAGCAUUUCAGGUGGUCCAAUGGCUGGUAGAUCAAACUUUCAAACAACUUAUUACCAAAGAAUAAGAAAAAACCUUUGGCAAAUUAACUGGCUCGAAGAAACCGGAACCAUUGUAUCAAUAGUUCUUGAUAUUGAUAACAAAAGAAUUACUACUUUCUGUGUCUUCUCUAAAGGACAUUGGGAAAACCCCCUGAUUGCUCAUGGUGAUAAAAGAAAUCCAAGUGAUUUAAAAAAUUGGAGAAACUUAGCUAGAAUAGGUUUGCAAACUAAUAGAUAUUUACUUCCUGAACAAGCUACUAUCGAUAAAAUCUACGAUGGUCCUGGUGAACUUAAGCCUGUUGAAUUAAGCCACCCAACAUAUUAA